UUGCUGCUAAGACGUCUCCGUCCGUGCAUCCAAAUUCGGGCGGAGCAGCACGGAUUCAGGAGGGGUCACUCUACAGUCACACAGUUGACUAGAGUGCUGCGCCUGCUUGCGGCAGAGUACAAUCGUGGCCGCAUAUCGUUGGGCGUCUUUCUCGACAUAGAGAAGGCGUUCAACAGGGUGUGGCACUCAGGAUUGCUUUAUAAGCUGUACGAACAGACCAGUAUCCCUCUUGCUAUGUUGCGGCUAGUGGCGUCUUUCCUGGAAGACAGGAAGUUCUACGUUUUUGUAGAGGAUGCCGAGUCCGCAACCAGAUCCAUCAGAGCCGGCGUUCCACAGGGCAGCUGUUUGUCUCCAGUCCUGUACGCGGCUUAUACUAACGACAUCCCAACACUGGCAGGCAGGCUCCAAGCGUGGGAGGACGACGUUGAGCUGGCAUUAUAUGCGGACGAUAGCGCCUAUUUCACCUCGUCCAGAAGAGCCCACAUAGCUACUGCCAGGAUGCAGGGUCUGUUGGACCUGCUGCCACCAUGGCUGGACGAGUGGAGGAUGGUCGUCAACGUUGGUAAGACGACCGCUCUGCUCACUUGCCGUCUCAGAAACUUUCCACCUCCGCUGACCCUCUAUGGCCAGAAGAUUACGUACCAGAAGGCCGUAACCUACCGUGGGUGCGGGAUCGAGAGGACGCUGCGCAUGACCGCGCACGUCGACUUCGUCGUCCGCAGAGCCCGAUGUGCGCGGGCGACGUUCUUGCCGGUCCUGGCAUCCAAGCUGCCAAUCAAAACCAAGCUCCGGAUAUACAAGAUGUAUAUCCGGUCCAUCAUCACCUACGCUGCUCCGGCCUGGUACGCGCUUCUGAGCGACCCUCUGAGGCGGCGAAUGCAGGCCCAGCAGAAUCUGACAUUAAGGACGAUCGUCGGAGCAGGUCGAUACGUCCGGAACGACGUUAUAGCGGCCGAUCUGAAAGUCGAGACCAUCACCGACUUCGUGGCCCCCGGACGGGCGACCUUUUCCAAGAGAACUCCUCUCUAUAGCGAUUAG
Messenger RNA from Parnassius apollo (apollo), 1038 nucleotides. The record is from the annotation of a GenBank genome assembly. NCBI's taxonomy places the organism in Eukaryota, Metazoa, Arthropoda, Insecta, Lepidoptera, Papilionidae.